AUGUCCCAGAGCCGGACGUCUGCCUUCUCGUCGCUGAGAAUGGGCGAGGUUGUCCGCGAGAAAGUCCAGGAUGGUCUGACCGGCGAGUACAAAGACUUGGCUUACACGCAAUGCAAAAUAGUGGGAAAUGGCUCUUUCGGCGUCGUCUUCCAGACCAAGCUCUCCCCAAGCGGUGAGGACGCGGCGAUUAAGCGUGUGCUGCAGGACAAGCGUUUCAAGAACCGCGAACUGCAAAUAAUGCGCAUCGUCCGACACCCCAAUAUCGUUGAGCUCAAGGCUUUCUUCUACAACAAUGGCGAACGUAAGGACGAGGUCUACCUCAAUCUCGUCUUGGAAUUUGUCCCGGAGACCGUCUACCGAGCCUCGCGCUACUUCAGCAAGAUGAAGACCGUCAUGCCCAUCCUCGAAGUCAAGCUCUACAUCUACCAGCUCUUCCGUUCGCUGGCCUACAUUCACAGCCAGGGUAUCUGCCACCGAGACAUCAAGCCCCAAAACCUGCUGCUCGAUCCUUCGACUGGCGUGUUGAAACUCUGCGAUUUCGGCAGCGCUAAGAUCCUCGUCGAGAACGAGCCGAACGUGUCCUACAUCUGCUCGAGAUACUAUCGUGCUCCUGAGCUGAUCUUUGGGGCUACCAACUACACUACGAAGAUUGACGUUUGGUCCACCGGUUGCGUCAUGGCUGAGCUCAUGCUUGGCCAACCUCUCUUCCCUGGAGAGUCUGGCAUCGACCAGCUCGUGGAGAUCAUCAAGGUCCUGGGCACUCCCACCCGUGAUCAGAUUCGCACCAUGAAUCCGAACUACAUGGAGCACAAGUUCCCGCAGAUCAAACCCCACCCGUUCAGCAAGGUUUUCCGCAAGGCUGAUCCGGCAGCGAUUGACCUGAUCUCGAAGCUGUUGGAAUACACGCCGACGCAGCGUCUUUCGGCGAUUGAUGCUAUGGUGCAGCCAUUCUUCGACGAGUUGAGGGACCCCAAUACGCUGCUGCCGGACUCACGCCAUCCGAACGCGCCUCCUCGUCCCCUCCCCAACCUGUUUGACUUCACUCACCACGAACUCUCGAUCGCGCCGCAUCUCAACCAGCAGCUGGUGCCCCCUCAUGUCCGUCCGGGCUUGGUCGCUCGCGGUCUGGAUUUCGAGUCCCCGAACUUCAAGCCUUUGACCAGGGAGCAAAUGAUGGCCCGCUUGGACUAA
This is a messenger RNA of Westerdykella ornata, 1191 nucleotides long. Its product is annotated as glycogen synthase kinase-like protein-3 beta. Gene Ontology annotation, molecular function: protein serine/threonine/tyrosine kinase activity; protein serine/threonine kinase activity; ATP binding. Gene Ontology annotation, cellular component: cytoplasm. Lineage: Eukaryota; Fungi; Ascomycota; Dothideomycetes; Pleosporales; Sporormiaceae. Gene Ontology annotation, biological process: signal transduction; protein phosphorylation. The record is from RefSeq and is a predicted model, not a curated record. The transcript has 7 exons. The coding region runs from base 1 to 1191 and encodes 396 amino acids.